AUGUCAUUCGACAAGCACCUUCCGGUGGUCAACAAUAGCUUGUACUCCUUGAGUAAUGCCUCCAACUCAUCGAUAGCGUCGAUCAACAUCAACAUCAACAACAUCGCUGAUGAUUCUCAUAAUUUAGCUGCCAGCACUAUGUACAACCCUAUACCCUCCACCACUGGGCCUGGUACCGCUGAAGACAUCAGUCCGACAUUAUUACAUCAUUGGAGCCACGGAUACUCUGUAUUAUCUAUUGCGGUGUCUAAAAAACACAAUAUAUUAUUUGCAGGAACCCAAGAUUCCAAGUUAUUGGCGUGUGACUUGACAAAUUUUCAAACCAUUACCACCAUUGAUACCGAACAUAAUGGCUCAAUAUUGAACUUGAAAAUAUCAGAUAAUGAGAAAUACUUGUUUUCGACCUCGUCCGAUUCGUUGAUCAAAAUAUGGGAUAUUUCAAAAUUGACAGCUACCAAGUCGGGAAUCUUUAAAAAUUCUUACCCACUAAUACAAGAAUUAACCACUAUUUACUCGUUACUUGAUGUUGGCGAUAUCUUCUCAAUUGCGUUAUCGCACAAAUUGAAUGUUUUGUUCUUUGGUACCCAAAACGCCUGUAUCCAAUGGGUCAAUUUAUCGGAUAAAAAGAAUUUCAUAAAAGUCAGCAAAAAAACCUUGAAUAAGUUACCAUUCCUACGUUAUGAUAAAUUCUUCGAUUCCAAACCAGGGGUUAGGGGUCUGGAAAAGAAUUUUUCCAACGAAAUCAAUGAAAAAGUCCAAAAAUAUUCGGAUAAGCUCGAAAAAACCAAAAGCAAUUUGUCAUUGAUCGAAACCCCGUUGAAUAACGUUAUUCCAUUUGCCCACAACGGUUUCAUUUAUGACAUGAAGAUUGUUCCUAGCUCAUUGUUUCAAGGUAGCAAUUUCCCUAACCAUGUCAAUAUAGAGAAAUUUAGCGAGUAUUUGAUCUCCACCGCUGGUGAUGGGUUGGUGAAAAUAUGGGGUAUCUAUGACAAGGUGAUUGAAAACGGACCGCAAUUGAAAUUUUUGCAUGAGUUAGAUAAUGAGGAUCCUGUAUUAUCCAUAACUAUUAAUGGGGUUUUCCUAUAUUGUGGGUUGACCGACAGUAAAGUUAAAGUGUGGGAUUUAUCUACCCUUCAAUUAAUAAGAUUGAUCGACAAAGAUAAUAUGGGAGAAAUCAAUUCGUUGGUGUACUGUCCAACUUUGAAUUGUUUGUUCAAAGGAACAGAAACAGGCUGUUGUCAGUAUAGCAUGCACAUCAGCUCAGAAAACUAUGACAACAACAAUGAUGUUACUGUUGAUAAUGGUGCAGUUUGGAAAUCAAAAGAAAAGCUGAUUCUCGCAGUGGAUAUUAUAUUCAAUUCUAAUAAUACUGAUAUUUUGGUCACCGCAGGCCAAUCUGGGAUUUCCAUCUGGAAUUUGCCAACAAGGAACAAUAAUUUCUUUUCCAACACCAACCAGGUCAUCCUAAAUGACCAACCUAAUUUGGACAUGCUCAGUAACAAUCAUAUGUUGAAACAUUUAUCGACAUUUAUCAGUUUCAAAACAAUCUCGAAGAGACCAGAUUUGUACAUUGAUGAUUCUAGAAAUUGUGCCAAUUUUUUGAAUUGUAUAUUAAAAAGUUACGGGGCCAGUGAAACCAGGUUACUACCAGUGGAAAACGGUAACCCUGUGGUGUAUGCCCUAUUCAAGGCUAAUGGGCCAGAGGUGGAUAAUUAUGAACGAACUCCGAGAGUAUUAUGGUACGGACAUUAUGAUGUUGUGGAAACGGAGAAUGAUAAAGGUUGGGACACUGAUCCAUUCACUUUGACAGCCCAGGAUGGAUACUUAUAUUCCAGAGGGGUCAGUGAUAACAAAGGUCCGGUAUUAUCUUCCAUUUUCAGUAUUUCUGAGCUACAUACUACUAAGAAGUUGAACUCCGAUGUGGUGUUUUUGAUUGAAGGUGAAGAAGAAUCAGGGUCCUUUGGUUUCCAUAAAACUAUUGGACAAAAUAAGGAAUUAGUUGGAGAUAUUGAUUGGAUUUUAUUUUCCAAUUCGUACUGGCUUGAUGACUAUACUCCUUGCUUGAAUUAUGGUUUACGAGGAUUGAUUAGUUGUGAGGUUGAAAUGCACAGUGAGAAACCAGAUCGGCACUCUGGGGUUGAUGGGGGGAUUUCGAGAGAACCUACCAUUGAUUUGAUCAAUUUGUUAUCGACAUUAACUGAUAAUAGGGAUGGCCAGGUGCUUGUUCCUGGGUUCUAUGAUCCAAUCUUGCCGAUUUCCGAAGAAGAAUUGAAGUUGUACCGCAACAUCAUCGAAAAUGUUGUUCCUGACACCAAAAACCAUACUGAUUUGAAUAUCAACAAUUUGCUCCGCAAAUGGCGACUUCCAUCUUUAACAAUUCAUAAACUACGAGUGUCUGGUCCCAAAAACUCGACCAUCAUUCCUAAGGUUGCCAGCACCACCCUUUCUUUGAGAAUUGUUCCUGAUCAAAACAUCGACACAGUGAAAUCCAGUCUUGUUAACUAUCUAAGGGACAAUUUUUCAAAAUUCAACACCACCAACAUCCUUAAAAUCAAGAUCAUGAAGAAAACCGAACCGUGGCUUGGUGAUCUAAAUAAUGAUUUCUAUAAGAUUUUGAACGACGCUAUUUCCGAGGUAUGGAAUGUCCAACCAUUGUACAUCAGAGAAGGAGGGUCGAUUUCUUCCAUUCGAUUUCUUGAAAAAUUCUUCAAUGCUAAUGCCGCCCAGAUUCCCUGCGGCCAAAGUUCUGAUAAUGCCCAUUUGAACGAUGAAAGAUUAAGGAUCACUAAUUUAUUCAACUUGAAGAAAAUUUUGACCAGAGUGUUUCAACAAGUGCCAUUGAAUGAUCACAAAAACCAAGUUGCAUUUGAACAAGAAAAUUAUAAUAAUGAUGGAGCGAAAGAUACUGACGAGUUUGCAUUUGAAGGAACUGCAAUAGAAACGAAGAAAAAACAAAAGACUUAUGAACUCGAAGAGUUUUUGAAUAAACUUGUGAUUCAUUAA
Saccharomycopsis crataegensis is the source of this 3003-nucleotide messenger RNA. RefSeq names its product glutamine amidotransferase subunit DUG2 (gene DUG2). The transcript has a single exon. The record is from RefSeq and is a predicted model, not a curated record. Bases 1 to 3003 code for a protein of 1000 amino acids. Gene Ontology annotation, molecular function: protein binding; peptidase activity. Lineage: Eukaryota; Fungi; Ascomycota; Saccharomycetes; Ascoideales; Saccharomycopsidaceae. Gene Ontology annotation, biological process: proteolysis; glutathione catabolic process.